AACCGAGACAAAAUUUCAAUGUCCGGUAGAAUUCCGCGUUCUGUGUCCCAUUCCUGUUCCUUAAGCCGUCCGCCAUUGCUGUACCGCCUGACAAACAUAACCCAUAACCAUCGCAGCAACGAACGAAGACGGAUGGAUGUCUCCUGCAGUCUCUACUCUCCACACGAGUGUAUAAUAAACGUAGUCUGUAUACAAUAGAAAAGGGCAAUCGGAAUCUAAGUUAACGUUUUGUGCUUAGUAAGUGUCGUGAAUCGGACAAUAAUAGUGCUCAAAAUCUGUGCCUCUGUGACGUGUGUGUGUACGGCUUCUCCCUACUCUAAAGCAAGCCUCGUGGCCGUCCAGUCGCAUCCGCUUUUAUCGCUGUAAUCAGCACUCCCUUAAAGGUUACGUAACUUCUCGAGCACGAGUCAAACGGGGACAAUGGCUGAAGCUGUCAUCCCUUUUUCUACAGAUGAAGCUUUCGAUGAUCUGACAGACAAAGACAGAACUGCUGAACGGUUAUAUUUGUUGGAUUAAGGCCGCAACCAGUGUUGGCGAGCUGGGGAAAUAUCGUCUAUUAAAAUCUUCUCUGACAAAUGGCAGCAAGAAAGUAUACUGUUGCAUAUGGGGACAACCGUUGAUUGAUGUGCAUAACAACGAUAUCAUCAUGAACCGAAGGUUGCAUAUUGAUGGUGCUCUUUGCAAGAGUUCAAGGAUUUCAUUGGCAAUGGAAAAUGAGGGAUACGUUCCCUUCGAUCUGGUGAUUCAACCUACAACCAUGCUAACUUUCUCUGGAAUGUUUGAACAAGAAAUACCAGUGCCAAUAAAGGUUUUACCAACAGCAGUUACUUUUGAAAACAUCAAUCAGGCUGAAGGCCUGAUAUCCAUUGAUGGAUUUGUGAGGAUGACGUUUACAAUGAUCCCCAGUCGUUUUGAAAACUCCAGUUAUGGCUGCGGAUCAAUAACUGAUGGACGCUCUAAAUUAACUGUCAAAAUUACAAACUUCAUUGUAGUUGACAACAUUCAGAAAGGUGUAGCCGUAAACGUAGUUGGAACAGUAGAUGCCACUAAUGGUAUACUGUGCAUUACGUGCAACAACAUGAAUGCUAUUACCCUCAGGGACAACACUCCAGCAAUGUCGGAUGCAGACUUAGCCCAAGGUGGAAAACCCCUAAAGCGGCUAGCUCCUGUAGGUUAAGCCUCAUACCUCAAUUUUUAUAGUUCGUAUUUUUUCGUGUGUGUUUACGUAUUGAGAUUAUGGUAUUACAAUGAGAUUUAUUGUCCUUGGAAAAAAUCAUUCCAAAAAAAACAUAAUUUACAUUUAUUUUGUUUUGUUCAAGUUCGACGUUAAGCAUGUGAUUGUUUAAUAUUUGCUAGAUUAUCAAAGAUAACGUUUUCGAGUAUUAAAAAAAAAAUACAUAAGAUGAUUAACUAUGGACCAAUAAGUUCAUUUAUAACUUUUAAGCUUUGUAAGCUUACAUUAAUUUAUUGAUUGAUCUUCUUUAUAUAGCAAAAUAUGUAUUGUUAGCAAUAUAUAGAACAUGUGAUGUAGCGGUUAAGUAUUUUUAGUGGAGCUAUAAAGAUUAAUCAAUAAAUUACUGUAUGUAAUUUUUAUAAGAAUUAUUUAUGAUAUUUUUAAAUGAAAAAUGUAUUUUUAAAUAUAUUAACUAUUUAAAUCUGUAAUACUGUAAAAAACCUGUUUAGCCUGCGGCUACAAUAAAAAAAUUCUUGGUUUGAAUGACAAUGGACUCGAUACAAACUUUAUUAUUUCAUUGCAACUCGUACAGAGGCCAUGGUCAUUUAAACAAAGGGUUUUAAAGUAUUAUUACACAACAAAAAUGUUAAAUAAUGACUAAUGAUGGACCAAUAAGGCCAUUUAUAAUGUAACAUAUAUGUAAGCUUAUAUUAAUUUAUUGAGUAAUCUUUCUUUAUAUAGCAAAGUAUAUAUAUAGAUAUAUAUAGAAACAGUACAUGUGAUAUAGCGGUUAAAUUGUAUAAGAUAGAGCUAUAAAGAUUAAUCAAUAAAUUAUUAUAUGAAAUGAUUUGAAAGGUUUAUAAAACUCAUCUUAUUUAAAAAAUGUCAAUAAACUAACAAUGUUGUUUUUAUUUAUUUCCGCCUGUAUAAUCAAGAGACGAACAAUUGAUAUCGUCAUCUGACACACAAACAUUACAAAAUAAAUUAUCUAAUCUUUACAUGUAUGCUUCUCUACAUGUUCAAGUGAGGCUACUAUUUUAUAUAGUUUAUUAUUCAAAUCUAAAAUGAGCUUUGCCAUCAUAUGAGGCCCUGUACAUCAUAAAUAUAAUAAUUAUCAUUACUGUUAACAAUUAUUCUAUUCAUCACAAAAAGCAUAAGCGUAUUUUAAAUAUAAACGCAGAUUGUAGUGAGUUUCGGAACGCGACAGGUCCGUUAUAUGUAAACUGAAAACGAUGGUCACGUGACUCACAGAAUUGGCGCAGAAAAAUCAAUAACUACCUACAUCACUGUCAUGGCGGCAGCAUUGCAUGUACGGACUUCGCAUAACGAAUAACGUGUCUCAUUAAAUGCAAAAAAAGUGUUGAAAAUUUGUCAGUGUACGAUCCCUCCAAUUAAUUAUAACAGUUUUGCUGUAGUUUAGUGGUCUGGACUCAGGCUAAGCCAAGUUUUAUUACAAUACACGUCAUAUAUGACCACGUGUAUUGUAUUUUAGCCACUGUGGAUCUAUCAUCUUCCACGAGGCGCCAAACAUUAUCUUCUCAUUACAAAAUUGAGAAUUGGCAACCAAAUCGCUGAAAGAAGUAUACGUAGUAAAAGUAACUGGAAACAAAUUUUUAUUAUUGUUCUUGGCUAAAUCCUGCUCAUCUAUAUCAAAGCUACGUGAAUAUAAUUGUAUACAGCACGAGUGUCUUACUACUUUACGUGUUCAUCACAAGUGCUAAAUUCUGUUUUUGGGGUGAAAAUAAACGGCCGAAUAGUAACAAAGUUCCUGCAACUAUAAAUCUUUCAAGAAGAUACAAUAGCCUUAUUAUUCCUGUUAUUAUUUAAACCAAUAUUUUUUGUAUAAAAAAUAACAAAAAUAAUAUUUGAAUAUAUAAU
Molecule: messenger RNA, 3052 nt
Organism: Nasonia vitripennis (jewel wasp)
Lineage: Eukaryota; Metazoa; Arthropoda; Insecta; Hymenoptera; Pteromalidae
Exons: 8
Coding region: 647-1177 (176 amino acids)
Source: RefSeq, a predicted model, not a curated record